CGACGUGCAGUUUUGUUUACAUGUGCGUGCUAAGAAGUCCAUUUAGCGAUCUGUGAUCGAACUAAAGAAAUUUAAUCAAGUUUUAGCUAAAAUGAACUCAUUUAAUAAACUAAAACCCCUUGCCAGUAGUGUCGGCUUGAUUUCCCGUAAUUAUGCAUUCAAAUCGGACUUGAAAAUUAAGUGGGUUCGGCCGGAGAAAAUUCCAUGCUACAAGCCGCAAAAGAGUGGCGAUUUGCUGCCGAUGCGACCGAUUGCCGGUUCGGAACUGCUGAAGGAUUUCCGGAUGUCCAAGGAGCUGGAAAGUGCGGAUGACACGGUUAAGGCAAUGUUCUCCCUGGAUCAUAACCGCAGACGGGAAAUGCUGGAAAACUUUAAGGAGGAAAUGGUGAAACGAGUUCAGCGGCAUGAACUGGAUUACGGCUCGAUUGAAGCCAAGUUGGGUCUGAUGACUGCGCAAAUUAGAAGCCUCCAGGAAGUGAUGGAAAAAUUCCCUCGACAAUCGGCUGCUAAGGUCCAUCUGAAGGAACUAAUCGAUAAGAGGAAGCGUUUUCUGAGAUAUUUGAGACGUUGGGACUACAGGAGAUUUGAGUACAUACUUGAAAAAUUAGACCUGGUGUACAAGCCGUAUCCUACGCACUUUCAUUGGAUUACCCGAAAGGAUUCUCUUCGUAAGCUGACCGACAUUCACUGCGACGACAUAAAGAACACUCGUCUGCAAAACUAUCGCCAGCUGCUGGAAUCUCAACAGUUGGACUUCCUCGCGAAGAAGCUAGAAAACUUGGAAUUCAUUCGGAAGGAGCAGAUCGAGUGCAAAGUUCCCGUCACGGUCAGUGUGGAACAAAUUCAGGCGGUGAAAAAGCAAUACGAAGAGCUGAAGGAAAAGCGAAAACUGAUGGAAGAAAAAACGCAAGAGGAAGAAUGAAUAUGAUUGUUAUAAAAACUGGUUUAUUUCUUGUAUAAAAUAAAAUAAAAUUAGUUUCUAGUAGAGUAUUAAAUUGUA
This is a messenger RNA of Aedes aegypti (yellow fever mosquito), 1000 nucleotides long. RefSeq names its product 28S ribosomal protein S15, mitochondrial (gene bonsai). The coding region runs from base 92 to 922 and encodes 276 amino acids. Gene Ontology annotation, biological process: translation. The record is from RefSeq and is a predicted model, not a curated record. The transcript is spliced from 4 exons. Lineage: Eukaryota; Metazoa; Arthropoda; Insecta; Diptera; Culicidae. Gene Ontology annotation, molecular function: structural constituent of ribosome. Gene Ontology annotation, cellular component: ribosome.